GGGCGUGGGGGUUGGGGUGGGCCCGGCCCUGUCGGGGCGGCCCUCUGCAGCUGGAAACCCCAUCUUGGCCCAAGCUACAUCCCUGAUCGAGCAGCGGCCUUGGGACACUCCACAGCAGGACCUGCGCUGGGGUGCACACCCUGCCUCCGGGUCCAUGUGCCCGCCCCAGGCCCAGGCGGAGGUGGGCCCCACCAUGACCGAGAAGGCACAGAUAAUGGCAUGUGCCCCCAGCCCGGAGGCGCCCAGCCUGCCCCCCAAGAACCCCUCUCCUGGGCCCCUGCAGGCAACAGUGGUGGAGGAGGGGGGCCACCGAGACCCCUGCUCAUCCCCCAGGCUGCCCCCUGGCGUGCCUGUCAUCAGCCUAGGUCACACUAGGCCCCCGCCGCCACCACUGCCGCUGCCGCCAGGGGCAGCCAUGCCCCCCACGGAACUAAGCGCCUUCCCACUGCCCCUGCUACAGCUCUCCACCCUGGGCGCGGCCCCUCCUGCCCUGUCCCUGCAUUACCACCCUCAUCCCUUCCUUAACAGCGUCUACAUUGGGCCGGCAGGAGCAUUCACUCUGUUGCCCAACAGCAGGCUGAAGCGGAGACCCAGCCACGGUGAGCUGGACCUGGCAGACGGGCACCAGCCCCACAAGGUGGCCCGGCGGGUGUUCACCAACAGCCGGGAGCGCUGGCGACAGCAGAACGUGAACGGCGCCUUUGCUGAGCUCAGGAAGCUCCUGCCCACUCACCCGCCCGACCGGAAGCUGAGCAAGAACGAGGUGCUCCGCCUGGCCAUGAAAUACAUUGGCUUCCUGGUGCGGCUGCUGCGCGACCAGGCGGCUUCUCUGGCGGCCGCCCCGUCCGGGCCCCGCAAACGGGCUGCGCCUCGAGGAGGCUCGGGACGCAGAGCGGAGGAGGCCACGGUGGUGGCUGCGCGCACGCAGCCCGCGCCCCCCGCGGACCUCGACGACAGCCCCGGUGCGGGAGCCCGGGCCAUCAAGAUGGAACAGGCGGCUCUGAGUCCGGAGGUGCGGUGACCCUGCGGGGCCGGCGGCAGCUCUGAGCCUGUGGGCACCACCGGGACAAGGGGGAGGAACCCAGCCCGAGGACGGCCGUCGAGCCUAGGGCCAAAGAUGCGCUGCACCUGCUCAGCAACGCACACCUCCCCUCCCCGCAAUAGACAGAAGG
Molecule: messenger RNA, 1172 nt
Organism: Ochotona princeps (American pika)
Lineage: Eukaryota; Metazoa; Chordata; Mammalia; Lagomorpha; Ochotonidae
Gene: LYL1
Product: LYL1 basic helix-loop-helix family member
Exons: 4
Coding region: 155-1021 (288 amino acids)
Biological process (GO): regulation of transcription by RNA polymerase II
Molecular function (GO): protein dimerization activity; RNA polymerase II cis-regulatory region sequence-specific DNA binding; DNA-binding transcription factor activity, RNA polymerase II-specific
Source: RefSeq, a predicted model, not a curated record